Messenger RNA from Penicillium macrosclerotiorum, 1515 nucleotides. Its product is annotated as FAD-binding oxidoreductase. Bases 1 to 1515 code for a protein of 504 amino acids. The record is from RefSeq and is a predicted model, not a curated record. The transcript is spliced from 5 exons. NCBI's taxonomy places the organism in Eukaryota, Fungi, Ascomycota, Eurotiomycetes, Eurotiales, Aspergillaceae. Gene Ontology annotation, molecular function: FAD binding.
AUGACUCGAAUCCUUGCUCCACUGGCGUGUCUUGUUGCUUCGGCAUCUGCCGGCGCCAACAGCCGUUUUGUCCAGGGCAGCGAUUCGUCAGCCCAGGAUGUGUCUACAGGCUGUCGACGAGCAUGCUCUGAGCUUUCCUCGAAUUUCGGGCCCGCUUUUCACUGGCCUCAAAAUGACAACUUCACAAUCUGGGACGCGAAGCAACAAGAGAUUCACCCCGCUUGUCGAGUUGAGCCUUCCUCGGCCGCUGAUGUUGCCAAAAUACUCGAAGUUCUCGUGGCCCACUGGUGCUACUUUUCUGUAAAAGGAGGUGGCCACUCCAGAAACCCGGGAGACUCCAACUCGGUCGGCGGUGUGACCGUGGACCUGGAUCGUCUGAAGAGUGUCGAUAUUCUUCAAGGGGGUACAAUGGCGCGCGUGGGUGGCGGUGCGACUUCUCUUCAGGUAUACGAAGCCUUGGGAUCCCAGAACUUGUCUUUCGUCGGCGGUCGAGUUGGCAGUGUUGGUAUAGGUGGCUUUACCCUGGGAGGAGGAACAUCACCUUUUUCGAACAAGUAUGGAUGGUCGUUGGAUAAUAUUUAUGAAUAUGAGGUCGUUCUCGCGAACGGAACCAUCACCAUUGCCUCAGAAACGCAUAAUCCUGACCUCUAUUUUGCACUUCGUGGGGGCGGAAACAACUUCGGUAUUGUCACGGCCUUCACUAUGCGAACCUUCUUGCAGGGCCCAGUAUUUACUAGCAUGACAACGUAUGCUGCGAAUCAGUCAAAUCAAGUUCUUGACAAGGUCUAUGACUUGUACACGGACGAACAUCUCACCAGUGACAAGGAAAUGGGAUACGAUCUAUACUAUACAUAUAGCGCGGCAGGUGAUGAAUUCACUCUGAGUGGCACUCAACGUUACGGGAAAGCAGUCCAGGAUCCACCCGUUUUUCAGGCUAUCAAUCGCAUUCCCACGCUGAGUAGAAGCACGGCCAUUGGUCCCAUGAGCCAGGUAGUGGACGGGACUGAUUCAAUGGGCACUACACGACACCUUUUUGCUACGCUAAGUGUGGCGCCAUCGCGCGCUUUAUUGUCACACGGGCUCAAGAUCUUUCAAGAGGAGGUGGAAGCCAUCAAGAAGGUCCCUGGCUUGGUUCCCAACUUUAUUUGCUAUCCGCUGCAGAAGAACGCCAUUGCGGCUAUGAAAAGGCGAGGUGGAAAUGCCCUGGGAAUCGACCGAGAUGAGCCUCUCUUUCUGAUUCUUAUCUCUACGGCAUGGUCAAACAGCAUUGACGAUGCCGCUGUUAACCGGAUGACGGCAAACACAAUUGAGAGACUAAAUGCUACAGCUAAUGACUUGGGUGUUGCAAAUCGGUAUAUAUAUAUCAAUUACGCAUCAGGAACGCAGGCCAACUCGGUAUUUUUUGGUUAUGGAGAUGAAAAUCUGCAGAGACUGAAGAGGACUCAAAAGGCGGUGGAUCCGUAUGGAAUAUUCACAUCAAAAGGUUUAUGGCGUGGAUUUGUCAAGCUGCUGUGA